AUGUACGACAGGCUCUACCAAGAGACAGUUAUUUUAUUCAAUAGAGAAACCAGUGCCUUAAAGAUCAGAUUUGAAAUGGCCAAAGAGAUGAGGAACCAUCUUGAGAUUCUUCCCAACAUUGGUUACAUCCAAGCCAGAUCACAAUUUCAGGCUCAGCUCAAGUUCCUACCUAGAAAGUCACUGGCAGAAGAUGCACCAAAAUAUUUUGAUCCAGAAACCUGUGUGCUGGAAGCGCCAAUAAUAAUUUGGGUUGCAAAACAUAACAAAGCCGUGGAGUUUGCUGUGCAUGCUGUUGUUACAACAUCUGACCUUCAGUUCAGUGUCCAAACAAUUGAUUUUGGCCAUUGCACAAUUCAUGAAUCUGUUAGGAGCUGCAUCCAGUUGAUUAACAAAUCUUUGUUACCCCAAGAUUUUGGCUUUGUAGACCUGCCACCUUAUGUCAGUGUGCAACCCAACGAUGGUUUUGGUAUAAUUCUGCCACUGGAAACUCUGAAUUUGGAUGUUUUGUUCCAACCUCAUGCGGCCAAAGAAUAUAACUUUCAGCUGGUGUGUAAGACUCUAAUUAACAGGAAUUUCUGUCUUCAGGGCAAAGGAAUCGGUGUCCGGCCACCCUUGGAACUGUCACACCAAAAGAUCAUAUUUAAAGAGACAGCGCUGUAUGACGAAUCAGAAGCAGUUAUUUAUGUUGUCAGUUCUUUGACAUAUGAGCAGAAGGAAAUAAACGCCUUAUUCCGAAGAACUGGAAAAAAUGAAGCUGCACCAGUGGGACAUGCAUCAUUUGAGUUUGUUGUGCCACAAGGUGUUCCAAUCAAAAUCUCUCCUGCUGUUGGAACUGUGGAACCAGAAAAGUCCUACUUUCUAUUCUUUUUCAGUCCUCUUUCAGUUGUGCAUUGUGACAUGCUUAAUAUUCGCAAUCUUUUUUUUCUUAAGCUUUUCUUGUUUGGAAGUAUAAUUUGCCCACAUGAUGAUGAUGAUGUAAAAAAAGAUGAGAGGAAAUUAUGA
Molecule: messenger RNA, 1002 nt
Organism: Acanthosepion pharaonis
Lineage: Eukaryota; Metazoa; Mollusca; Cephalopoda; Sepiida; Sepiidae
Source: the annotation of a GenBank genome assembly